CAAUUAAUAUAUAGAGCCUAUAUAGUUUUUAUAAAAAAUCACAGUAUAGUAAAUAAGUUGGGUGGGUGGAUAUAUCCACUCAAGACCAGUUUCAAAUUAUUACAAUUUCUAUUAAAGGUGCAUGUUGCAAAAGACACUAGUCAGUUAGUCCAAUAUAUAUUUGGCUCUACUGGAAAUUUAGAAAGAUUCUCAUAGUACAAGCCGCUGCGUAGAAGAUGGAUAAGACUAUAAACUCGAGCUGGCGAUGGACGUACCAUGGCUUGGCUUGUAGUUGGGAGUGUGCAUUUCAUAUGGACAUAGAGGAAGGGUAAUGCCAGUGCCACAUCUCUCCAACUAUACCCACAUACAAACGUCAUAUGAACAUGUUUGUAUAGCUUAGGUCACACAUGCAUUCAAUACAAAUUAACAGCACUCUUCACGGGUCUACCUUCAUUGAUGAUUUGAACUUAUGACAGCCAGCCUAUCCAAAACAGUAGACUCAUGGAAUUUUAGGCUCUUCUUCAUCCAUGGAGGGGAGCCUCUGCAAGGAACUUAUGUCAUCUGCAGUCUUCUGUCUCAAUCCAAGUCCCCACCACACACAAAUUCACACUGCUUAACUCUCUCUCUCUCUCUCUCUCUCUCUCUCUCUCUCUCUCAUGUACCAUGCCCAUCACGUCUGCGAGCAAAUUAAGAGAGCAAGAUGGGCAGCAUUGUUAGCAAGACCAAGAGCAACCCAUGUGAGAAGGACCUCAACGGUUUGACACAGAAAAUAAGGGCUCUGCAGAAGGAAAUCAGCGAGAUGAUGUGCAGGAGAGAACGGGAGAGCAGAGCUUCUGAGAGAGAUGCCAUGGCGUUUGCGAAGGAGGGAGAAUGGAAGAGGGAGCGGAAGAGGCUAAGAGAGGAGGUGAGGAGGCUGAGGAAGAUGUUGGAGGAGAGGGAGGAGAGGAUUAGAGGAAUGGAGGAUGAGAUGAUGGGAGAAAAGACGGAGAAAGAGUGGCAGUUGUUGGGGACUAGCUUGUUGGUUGAGCAGAUGGAGGAGGAGAAAGCCAGGAGAGAUGAGGCUGUGGAGAAGUGGAAGAGGCUAUAUCUUGCCAUCAAGACUGAGCUGGAUGAUCUUAUCCAGAGGACACAUCAAGGAGACAUUCUCUAUUGGAGAGCUGAGGAAGAGGACUUGAUGGAUGAGCUCCAGAGGGAACUGAAAGCUAAGGAAGAAACUAUCAAAUUUUUGCAAGCACAAUUGGCUUCAUCAAAGCUGGAAGAGUCCAAGAAAGACAGGGAGGUUGACAUAUUAAGACAGAGUCUGCGUAUCAUGAGCAGCAAGAAGAAGACGGCAAACAUUGCUACAAGCCUAUCUAAAACCCUGCAUUUGUAAGAAUGACAAAGACCCUUGCAAGUUUCAUUUUGGAUGGUGUUCCGCUAAACCAUUCAUCUAAAAAAUGCUGAUAAAAAUUUGAGACCAGGCUGCAUGACGUGAUAAUACUGACAUGGAAGACGGGCUGGAAGGUCCAUAUCAGUUUGGGUUGGGCCGUGAUUGGCUAGUCCUGCAAAUCCAAUGUCUUGCAAGAUAUCAGAACAAGACGGUGAUAUGGAACAGGAGAUGAAAAAUUAAUGACAUUAUGAUUGUUGAUAAUCUUAAUACCACAGAUUAUAUGUAUUCUUUCAUAAACAAAAUUAAUAGCUUCUACUGCUACACAUUAGCAA
Malania oleifera is the source of this 1680-nucleotide messenger RNA. RefSeq lists its product as uncharacterized. The record is from RefSeq and is a predicted model, not a curated record. NCBI's taxonomy places the organism in Eukaryota, Viridiplantae, Streptophyta, Magnoliopsida, Santalales, Ximeniaceae. The transcript has 3 exons. Bases 680 to 1351 code for a protein of 223 amino acids.